UGUUGCUUUAAAUCCGAAAUCCCGUGCCGGUAUCAACUCUCGCGAUCUCCGAGGCCGCAUACAUAUGACCCACAAUUCCCUUUCCUUUCUCUCUCCUCCCGCCGCCCAAGAUGCCGAAAGGAAAGAAGGCCAAGGGAAAGAAGGUGGCUCCGGCCCCUGCUGUCGUGAAGAAGCAGGAGGCUAAGAAAGUGGUGAAUCCCCUGUUUGAGAAAAGGCCUAAGAAUUUUGGCAUUGGACAGGACAUCCAGCCCAAAAGAGACCUCACCCGCUUUGUGAAAUGGCCCCGCUAUAUCAGGUUGCAGCGGCAGAGAGCCAUCCUCUAUAAGCGGCUGAAAGUGCCUCCUGCGAUUAACCAGUUCACCCAGGCCCUGGACCGCCAAACAGCUACUCAGCUGCUUAAGCUGGCCCACAAGUACAGACCAGAGACAAAGCAAGAGAAGAAGCAGAGACUGUUGGCCCGGGCCGAGAAGAAAGCUGCUGGCAAAGGGGACGUCCCCACGAAGAGACCACCUGUCCUUCGAGCAGGAGUUAACACCGUCACCACGCUGGUGGAGAACAAGAAAGCUCAGCUGGUGGUGAUUGCACACGACGUGGAUCCCAUUGAGCUGGUUGUCUUCUUGCCUGCCCUGUGUCGUAAAAUGGGGGUCCCUUACUGCAUUAUCAAGGGGAAGGCAAGACUGGGACGUCUAGUCCACAGGAAGACCUGCACCACUGUCGCCUUCACACAGGUGAACUCGGAAGACAAAGGCGCUUUGGCUAAGCUGGUGGAAGCUAUCAGGACCAAUUACAACGACAGAUACGAUGAGAUCCGCCGUCACUGGGGCGGCAACGUCCUGGGUCCUAAGUCUGUGGCUCGUAUUGCCAAGCUCGAAAAGGCAAAGGCUAAAGAACUUGCCACUAAACUGGGUUAAUUGUAUGCUGUUGAGUUUUCUGUACAUAAAAAUAAUUAAAAUACAAAUUUUCCUUCA
Nomascus leucogenys (northern white-cheeked gibbon) is the source of this 968-nucleotide messenger RNA. It is a transcript of the gene RPL7A, whose product is annotated as ribosomal protein L7a. The record is from RefSeq and is a predicted model, not a curated record. Gene Ontology annotation, cellular component: ribonucleoprotein complex. Lineage: Eukaryota; Metazoa; Chordata; Mammalia; Primates; Hylobatidae. Gene Ontology annotation, biological process: ribosome biogenesis.